AUGUUUUUCUUGAUCACGUUGUUGGCGUUCGCUGCAGUCGGCGCCGUUGCAGAUACAUGCAACCCAUUGAACACGAGAUGUCCCCCCAACUUAGGAUUGACAAACAAUACUUAUACAAUCGACUUUACGCAGCAAACAACGACUCCACCCGAUUGGACGCUCUCCAAUUAUGCCAAUAUCAACUUUAGUUCCAAAGGAGCCGAAUUUACCGUAGCUAAGCGAUUUGACUCUCCUCAACUAUGGACUAAUUGGUACAUUCACUAUGGGAGAGUCGAGGUUGUAGCACAAGUUGCUCCAGGAACAGGCAUUGUCUCCUCUGCCGUGCUCAUGUCUGACGAUCUGGAUGAGAUUGACUUGGAGUUCAGCGGAAACAACUUUGGGGAUACUGUCUCGAAAGGACAGAACAAUUAUUAUGGAAAGGGUAUUACUGGAGACUACGACAGAGCGAGUUUCUUCAAUGUUGCAUCACCUCAGACGCAGUUCCAUACUUAUACCGUUGAUUGGACUUCCACAUCCCUGACCUGGUCUGUUGAUGGCACAAUUGUUAGAACCCUUUACGCUGCCAAUGCUGACAGCGGCUCUCAUCAAUACCCUCAAACACCAGCAAAAUUUCAGUUGGGAAUUUGGGCAGGAGGAGAUUAUGGAAACGCCUGGGGGACGGUUAGCUGGGCCGGCGGCUAUACGAACUACACACAAGCUCCUUUCACCAUGUACGUAAAGAGCGUCCAGAUCACUAACUACAAUCCUGCCUACGCCUACAAUUACACGGACAAUUCUGGGAGAUCUGGAAGCAUAGAA
Molecule: messenger RNA, 798 nt
Organism: Aureobasidium melanogenum CBS 110374
Lineage: Eukaryota; Fungi; Ascomycota; Dothideomycetes; Dothideales; Saccotheciaceae
Product: concanavalin A-like lectin/glucanase
Exons: 2
Biological process (GO): carbohydrate metabolic process; fungal-type cell wall organization
Cellular component (GO): fungal-type cell wall
Molecular function (GO): hydrolase activity, hydrolyzing O-glycosyl compounds; glycosyltransferase activity
Source: RefSeq, a predicted model, not a curated record